Cordyceps fumosorosea ARSEF 2679 is the source of this 744-nucleotide messenger RNA. Its product is annotated as Concanavalin A-like lectin/glucanase. Bases 1 to 744 code for a protein of 247 amino acids. Gene Ontology annotation, molecular function: glutamic-type endopeptidase activity. NCBI's taxonomy places the organism in Eukaryota, Fungi, Ascomycota, Sordariomycetes, Hypocreales, Cordycipitaceae. The record is from RefSeq and is a predicted model, not a curated record. Gene Ontology annotation, biological process: proteolysis. The transcript has 4 exons.
AUGCUCUUCAAGGCACUAAGCCUGUGGCUUCUAGCGCCCGUCGUCACCGCUUUGGUCGCCAAGCAGCCCGUCGACAGAACCCUUGCCAAGAGAGACUACAUCUCGAACAACUGGUGCGGCCAGGUCCUCUACGGCAGCGACUUCCGGGACGUGUCCGCGACCUGGGUAGUCCCGACGGCCUCGCCGCUGUCAUCCCAGUACUCGGAGCAGCCGCUCUACAACUAUCAGUGGGUUGGUAUUGACGGAGCCACCGCCAACUGCCAGGCGAUUCUUCAAGCCGGAACCUAUGCUAGGUUGCAAGACAACCGCCUCACUUAUGGAUUCUGGUACGAGUUCUACCCCAACGAUUCUUGGCUUAUGAAUGACCCUCUCGUUCGCCCCGGCGACACCGUCUUCGUGCAAGUCAAGGCCUACAACACCACCUCCGGCUACGCAUACAUGGAGAACCGCUCCACAGGCCAGCACGUCACCGUCCCCCUUGACGCGCCCGCCGGCUCCUCCCUGUGCGGCCGGACGGCCGAGUGGAUCCAGGAGAACGCCAGCGGCAGCCCGCGCGGCCUUGCUCCCUUCAGCACAUUUUCCUUCACCGGCGCCUCGGCGAUCGACGCCAGCGGCAACCAGCCGACAAUCGAGGGCUCGGAGAAGUGGUUCAUGACGCCGCGCGGCACCAACAACGCCGUGUGCUACCCGUCCAACGUUGGCAGGGACUCGGUCCAGAUCAACUACAGCGGACCGACCGCUUGA